Molecule: messenger RNA, 1146 nt
Organism: Penicillium waksmanii
Lineage: Eukaryota; Fungi; Ascomycota; Eurotiomycetes; Eurotiales; Aspergillaceae
Gene: lcp5
Product: small subunit rRNA maturation protein LCP5
Exons: 1
Coding region: 1-1146 (381 amino acids)
Biological process (GO): maturation of SSU-rRNA from tricistronic rRNA transcript (SSU-rRNA, 5.8S rRNA, LSU-rRNA)
Cellular component (GO): small-subunit processome; nucleolus
Source: RefSeq, a predicted model, not a curated record
AUGGCUUCCACAGAGAAUGCGCCAGCCCGCGCUCGGAAUAUAUCUGCUCUUCUUGAGAAUCUCAACUCAUGCUUAACUACCGCUGGCUCAUCUCUGCCCGUCGCCCACAAGGAUGCCCCCUCCGACGUUUCGAUUGAACCUCCGCAGGAUGGCAUCUCCCUCCUCGACGCCAAAAGCGAGAUCCUUCUCUCCUACCUCCACAACCUCGUUUUCCUGAUCAUUUUUCAAUUGCGACAAAGCUCUUCCAAACAGAGCUCGGAUGCUGCCGACAACUCCCUCAGUGAUGAUGCAGUGAAAAAGCUCGUCGAACUCCGUGUGUUUUUGGAUCGCGGUGUUCGUCCACUAGAGGGACGAUUGAAGUACCAGGUGGAUAAGGUGAUCAAGGCAGCAGAGGAUGCGGAGCGCACAGAUCGCCCUGUCAAGUCAAACAAGCCGAAGCAGGCCAAGAAGGCCAAGGGCUCGGACAGUGAAGGCUCGGAGGACGAGAGUGGAAGUGAUAACAGCGAGGACGAGGAAGACUUGGAUGAGAUGGCUUUCCGCCCCAACAUUGGUGCAUUCGCCAAGGCCAAGGCUGAGGCCCUACAAAACCAGACCAAGCCCACCAGGACUGCCCAGGACGCCGAGGACGCCCCCAACGAUGGUAUCUAUCGGCCACCGAGGAUCAUGCCCACCGCACUCCCCAAAACAGAGACCGAACGCCGCGAACGUGAAGACCGCCGACCUAAGAGAUCUAAUGUUAUCGACGAAUUCGUCAGCGCCGAGAUGUCGUCCGCCCCUAUGGCUGAACCCAGUAUCGGAAGUACGAUUAUCGACGGUGGUCGCCAGACCAAGUCCAAGCGGGACCGCGAGCGCGAGAACGAGCGAACCACAUACGAAGAGUCCAACUUUGUCCGACUGCCCAAGGAGACCAAGAAGGAUCUGGCGAAGCGACGCGGCGGCCACAAGGAUUCUACCUUUGGCGGAGAUGAAUGGAAGGGGCUCACGGAGGGUGCCGACCGUAUCGAACGUCUUACCCGGCGAUCGAAGAAUGGCGGUGCUGUGCUAGACAAGAGCCGUAAGAGAAAGGUGAACGAGCGCAGCGACGGUGCUGGCAUGGGUGACAUGUUCGACAAGCGCCGCAAGAAGAUUGAUACCUGGAAGCGGUAG